AAAAGCACCAGCUUUUUUGCAACAUAAUUGAUUACCUGCUUAAUUGGAUUUCGAUUCUUUCUAGUCAUGGUUUCUAAAGCUUUUUCCCUCUUAUCUUUGAUCACUGUUCUCCUCCUGGGCCUCAUUCCCCUCCUUUCUCAUGCAAGAACUCCACCAGGCUGGGAUGAUGGAAAAUCAUCACCCUUUGGGUUUCUCAAGCAUCUUCAGGGAUGUCACAAGGGUGACAAGCUCAAAGGCAUCCAUGACCUCAAAAUGUACCUUGAACACUUUGGUUAUUAUCACCAAACCAAAAAUAGCACCCAUGCCAAUGAUGAUGAUUUUGAUAAACUCUUAGAAUCAGCUGUCAAAACAUACCAGCAAAAUUAUCAUCUAAAGGCCACUGGGACUUUGGAUGCUGAAACGGUAUCGAAGAUGAUGAUGCCCCGUUGUGGCGUAGCAGAUAUUUUCAAUGGUACAAAUUCGAUGCAAUCAAACAAGAAGAGACAUCAUCACCGCCAUGACUCAUUUCAUACGGUCUCUCAUUAUAGUUUCAUGUCUCCAAGUGCUCCAAAGUGGCCAACCUCAAAGUAUCAUCUCACGUACGGGUUUCUCCCAGGAACCCCAACUCAAGCCAUGAGUCCUGUAGCACAAGCGUUCCGAACAUGGGCAAGAAACACCCACUUCACCUUCUCGCAGGCUCAAGCCCUGUCAAACGCAGAUAUCACUAUUGGUUUUGGUAGUAGGGAUCAUGGAGACGGGAAAGCAAAUGCUUUUGAUGGAACUGGUGGAACCCUUGCUCAUGCAUUUGCGCCAACAGAUGGAAGAUUCCAUUAUGAUGCAGAUGAGCCCUGGAGCGUGGGUGCUACUCCGGGUGCAUAUGACUUGGAGACAGUUGCUUUGCAUGAAAUUGGGCACCUUCUUGGACUCGGGCAUAGCUCAGUUCAAGGAGCAAUCAUGGAACCCAGUAUCUCUCAAGGAGUGACUAAAGGCUUGCAUGCAGAUGAUAUUGCAGGAAUUAAAGCCUUAUAUAAUGUUUGAGAAAUGUCUAAGAAUUUAAUGGGAGUAGAUUAUUAUAGAGUGAAACAUUUGUUGCUUACAAAAUAA
Messenger RNA from Juglans microcarpa x Juglans regia, 1083 nucleotides. RefSeq names its product metalloendoproteinase 3-MMP-like. The transcript has a single exon. The record is from RefSeq and is a predicted model, not a curated record. Gene Ontology annotation, biological process: extracellular matrix organization; collagen catabolic process; proteolysis. Gene Ontology annotation, cellular component: extracellular matrix. Bases 67 to 1017 code for a protein of 316 amino acids. Gene Ontology annotation, molecular function: zinc ion binding; metalloendopeptidase activity. NCBI's taxonomy places the organism in Eukaryota, Viridiplantae, Streptophyta, Magnoliopsida, Fagales, Juglandaceae.